AUGGGAGUCCCGGCUUUUUUCCGUUGGCUCAGCCGCAAAUACCCUUCCAUUAUUGUACAUUGCGUGGAAGAGAAGGGUAGAGAAUGCAAUGGAGUUCGAAUCCCCGUGGACACCACCAAGCCAAACCCCAACGAGGUGGAGUUUGACAAUCUGUACUUGGACAUGAACGGCAUCAUUCACCCUUGUACACAUCCGGAGGACAAACCGGCGCCCAAGAACGAGGACGAGAUGAUGGUGGCCAUCUUCGAGUACAUCGACCGUCUCUUCAACAUCGUGCGACCCAGGAGAGUUUUGUACAUGGCCAUCGACGGUGUGGCUCCGCGCGCCAAAAUGAACCAGCAGCGCUCUCGCCGCUUUCGCGCCUCCAAAGAAGGCGCGGAGCUCGCUGAUGAGAAGACUCGCAUUCGGGAGGAGGUUAUCCAAAGAGGAGGUUACUUGCCACCUGAGGAGAUUAAAGAGAGGUUUGAUAGCAACUGCAUCACACCAGGCACGGAGUUCAUGGACAAUCUGGCGCAUUGUCUUCGCUACUACGUCGCCGAUAGACUUAGUAACGACCCGGGCUGGAGAAAUAUUACGGUCUUCCUUUCAGACGCCAGCGUCCCGGGCGAAGGCGAGCACAAGAUCAUGGACUACAUCAGGAGACAGAGAGCUCAGCCCAACCACGACCCCAACACGCAUCACUGCUUGUGCGGAGCGGACGCGGAUCUGAUCAUGCUGGGCUUGGCCACGCACGAGCCCAACUUCACCAUCAUACGAGAGGAGUUCAAACCCAACAAGCCCCGCCCCUGCGCGCUCUGCGGACAAACGGGCCACGAAAUGAAAGAGUGCGAGGGCGUCGCCCGAGAUAAGCGAGGACAGCACGAUGAAUUUGCAGACAGCCUCCCCGUGUCCGAGCAGGAGUUCAUCUUCAUCAGACUCUGCGUGCUCAGAGAGUAUCUGGCUCGGGAGCUGACCAUGGCCAGUCUGCCCUUUCCCUUUAACUUUGAGAGGAGCGUCGACGACUGGGUCUUCAUGUGUUUCUUCGUCGGGAACGAUUUCCUCCCUCACCUGCCGUCUUUGGAAAUCAGAGAGGGGGCGAUCGAUCGACUGGUGAAAAUCUACAAAGACGUGGUGCACAAAACCGGGGGCUACCUGACGGAAAACGGCUACGUCAACUUGGAGCGCGUGGAGAUGAUUAUGCAGGCAGUGGGCGUGGCCGAGGACAACAUCUUCAAGAAACGCAAAGACGACGACGAGAGCUUCAAGAGAAGAAUGAAAGAGAAACGUCAAAGGAUGAAGCGGGAGCAACAAGGCCCCGCCUUCAUUACCGGCGGCCAUUUUGCACCUCACGCGCUGGGGAGAGGACACGCCCCGGGCGCCGUGGAAAACGCUCGCCACCAAGCCUACGACAUGAGGAUGCAGUCCAACAGGGAUGCCGCUCAGUCUCUGAAGGCCAUGAUGAGGAACGGCGGCGGAGGCAACCAGUUUGCCGGCCCCAGCGACGACGGUAACAACCGAGGCGUCAAGAGGAAAGCGGACAGCGACGACGAGCCCGAGCCAGAAGACCACGUCAGGUUGUGGGAAGACGGCUGGAAGCAGCGCUACUACAAAACCAAGUUCGACGUGGAAGCCUCCGACGACAGCUUCAGGGAGAAGGUGGUUCGCUCCUACGUGGAGGGACUGUGCUGGGUGCUGCGAUACUACUACCAGGGCUGCGCUUCGUGGAAGUGGUACUUCCCCUUUCACUACGCCCCCUUCGCCUCCGACUUCAAGGACAUCGGAGGCAUGUUCUCCGACUUUGAGAGAGGAACGAAACCGUUCAAGCCCCUCGAGCAGCUGAUGGGAGUGUUUCCCGCCGCCAGCGGCAACUUCCUGCCCGAGACGUGGCGGAACCUGAUGACCAGUCCGGACUCUUCCAUUAUCGACUUCUACCCCAACGACUUUGCGAUAGACCUGAAUGGGAAAAAGUACGCCUGGCAAGGUGUGGCCUUGUUGCCGUUUGUGGACGAACGGCGUCUGCGGGCGGCGCUCGCCGAGGUCUAUCCGGACCUGACGGACGAUGAAGUGAGGAGAAACAGUCUGGGGAGCGAUUUGGUGUUUGUCGGGAAGUCUCACCCCAUGUCGGACUUUGUCCGGGAACUCUACCGUGCGGGAUCUCAAGAGCCUACCGAGGUGCCCGCAGAGCUCUGCCACGGAAUCCAAGGUAUAUUAUCUCUCGAAGACCACCCUAUCCUACCAGAUAAGACCGUCGCCUCGCCCAUCCCCACGUUAAGGGACAUCACGCAGAACUGCGCCAUCGGAGUCAAGUUCAAGGAUCCCCAGUUUGCCGAGGGCUUCGUGUUCAAAGCCGUCCUCCUGCCCGGAGCCAAGCUUCCCACAAAUGUGUUGAAGCCAGAGGACUGGGAUAGACGGGAGAACCAACCGUGGAGACCCCAGUUGGGUUUCAACCCCAAUAGGCAACAGGCUCACUUGGACCAGUCGGGCUUCAGAGCUCUGGGCCACUCCCUCAGAAAGGAACAUAGCGGAGGAGGCCAAUACAGCAACGCCCCACCUCCCGGCAAUUACCACAACCAAGGAAACUUCCGCUCCCCCCGCGGCGGUCAUCAACACAACUUCCAAAAUUCCCGAUCCGCCGGCCCGACGGGAACGCCGUCGUCCUUCCGGCCUCAGCCUCACUUUCCACGACAACAAUUGCAGCAUCAGCAGUCGCCGUAUCGCGGCGGUCACGGCUGGGACCGAGCCCAGCCGUCGCAGCGGGGGGCGUACCAACACAACGCCGGUCGCGGCGGCGGGGGCUACCGGCAGCACUUCGACCAACACCGAAGCGACUGGCGUGGCGAACGCGGCCAGCAGUACCAGAGCCACAACAGAGGCGGUUAUCCGGCGCCACCGCCGUCCAGAAGAUACACCUGGAAGUGA
Molecule: messenger RNA, 2898 nt
Organism: Nerophis lumbriciformis (worm pipefish)
Lineage: Eukaryota; Metazoa; Chordata; Actinopteri; Syngnathiformes; Syngnathidae
Source: RefSeq, a predicted model, not a curated record